GACCAAAACAGGAACAUGGCAACAGUGUUCGGAGGAAUAGAAGGUGGAGGGACUCAUUCCAGGGCUGUGCUGCUGUCUGCAGAUGGGAAGGUGCUGGGAGAGGCAGUGGGACCCUGCACCAACCACUGGUUGAUCGGGGUGGAUAAAUGUCUUGAAACCAUCAACGAAAUGGUCCAGCAAGCGAAGAUCGCAGCAGGACUGGACCCAAACACAGCGCUGCGCUGUCUGGGUAUGUCUCUGAGUGGGGGUGAGCAGAAGGACGCAAUCGACAACCUGAUUGCCGUGAUGAAGAGACGGUUCCCACAUCUAAGCCAGGAUUACUUCAUCACCACAGACGCGAUCGGUGCCAUGGCAACGGCGAGUGAUCGAGGUGGUAUAGUCCUGAUAUCAGGAACCGGCUCAAACUGCAAGUUGGUCAACCCUGACGGCUCACAGAUCGGCUGCGGAGGCUGGGGUCACCUGAUGGGAGAUGAAGGAUCGGCUUUUUGGAUUGCUCAUUUGGCCGUGAAGACGGUGUUCGAUGCCAAAGACAACCUGGUGGCGCCGCCUCAUGACAUCACACAUGUUAGAAAAGCCAUGGAGGAGUACUUCCAGGUGUCUGAUCUGAUGGGAAUGCUGCCACAUCUGUACAGAAACUUCCAGAAAUCGUUCUUUGCUGGUUUCUGCAAAAAGCUGUCUGAAGGUGCAGAAGCCGGAGAUGCUCUCUGCCAGCAUGUGUUUGCCGAGGCAGGGAGAGUCCUGGCUAAACAUGUAGAGGCCGUGCUACCUGCAGCACAAGAGUCCUUAUUUAGUGGUGAACGGGGCGUCCCCAUCCUGUGUGUGGGCUCUGUGUGGAAGAGCUGGUCCCUGCUGAAGCCUGGGUUCACAGAGGUCAUGGGGAAGGCUGCAUCGUCUGCCGGCUUGAAGGGGCGUUUUCAGGGCUACAGCCUUCUGUUUUUGCAGCAGUCCUCUGCCCUCGGAGGUGCCAGCCUCGGCGCUCAGCAUUUAGGCUCCUCAAUCCACAUGGAUUAUGACGCCAAUGCAAAAAUCUUCUAUCAACACUCCUUUAACAGCAGCCAGUGACAAUAAAUCCAAAAGGCCACUUUAUGAUUUUUAAAAACACAUUGCUCUGACUCCAAUCACAAUGACUUGAAUCAAGUUGCUGUAAGUUCUUGCACAUUAUUUCAAAAGAUACCCCAAAAGAAGAUUUAAAAAAUAGCUGAAAUCAUGAGGGGUUCUUUUUAUCUUCACAGUUCCUGUAACAAGAACUGAAAGUUCUAUCAUUACAUUUGAAAAAAAAAUUUUUUCUACCUUAGAUGAUUCAUGUGCAAUCAGGAUUUAUAAUAAUAAACAUGCUGCAGAUUCUCCAGAUGUGUGCAGGACUGGAGAGAUUUUACGGCUUAGUUCCUGCUGCUCUACCUGAAGUUAUAUGAUUAAUAAAGAUCAGAUUAGACCAAUUAAACAAUUUAUAAAAUGUGGCGUCAACUUUUAUGUAUCAUAUUGAUUCAUAAUAUUUAUACAGUUUAUAAAAAAGCUUGUGGUUUAUGGUGAAUGCUGAUGACUUAGCUCUGUUUUUACCACCAUUGUCUAUUAUUUAAGGUUGUACUUUAAGGUUUACACACAAAAUAUCCUAAAAAAGCAGGUUAUCAUUCUGUGAUGUUAGAAAUUUUGAAAAAAGGGAUGAUAAUUAGUAUCCAUCUAAUGGUGCACUUGAGCUAGGACAACAUUUAAAGCACAGCAGGCCUCAUUUACUUCAGGUAAGGUCGGUGUUCUACUAUGAAAAAGAUAUUGGGCAACAGUGCCUUCCAGAAAAGAGGUCAAACGGCAACCAUUGCCGUUCAUAUAUAGCACAAAGGGAAAUCUCACAUUUCCUAUAAAACAUUCUGAUGAUCCAAGCUGUCUUGUGGGAAAAGUUCUGUGGACUGAAAAGACAA
Messenger RNA from Cyprinodon variegatus (sheepshead minnow), 1913 nucleotides. It is a transcript of the gene nagk, whose product is annotated as N-acetylglucosamine kinase. Gene Ontology annotation, molecular function: N-acetylglucosamine kinase activity. The transcript has 10 exons. The record is from RefSeq and is a predicted model, not a curated record. Bases 16 to 1062 code for a protein of 348 amino acids. NCBI's taxonomy places the organism in Eukaryota, Metazoa, Chordata, Actinopteri, Cyprinodontiformes, Cyprinodontidae.